AUGCUAAAUCACAUCAUUGUUAACGCGUACAACUUGUGGGUCGUGGUUUUUGCUGCCAUAGGCACAAUCUCCACGGCCUAUGGCCUUGCCAUCAUCGGUUCGACCGUGGGACAACCUAAUUUUUAUUCGUACUUUGGCCUCGCGACUGCAAGCGAGCCCGGAUACAGCCACACAACAAAUAUCAUCGCCGCCCUUAAUGGCGUCAAUUCGGGUGGUGCUAUCGUGGGAUGCGUCGUAAAUGUAUGGAGUGCCGAAAAAUUUGGUCGUAAAUGGACCAUGAUAGGAGGAUGCGUUGUUCUCAUCAUAGGAGGUGCUCUCUGUUCCGGUUCCGUCAAUAUUGCCAUGUUUAUCGUUGGACGUGGGAUUGCCGGUCUUGGUUCUGGUAUCCUAGCUUGUGUUGUACCCAUGUAUCAAGCAGAAGUCUCGACUCCAGAGACACGCGGAGCGAUGGUGUCCGUUACAGGAAUUGCAUAUGCUCUCGGAUACUGCCUUGCUGGCUGGCUUGGAUAUGCCUGUUCCUUCAUGUCAGGAUCUGACAAGCAUGCUCAAUUCGCCUGGAGAUUUCCAUUAUCCUUUCAGUGUUUUUUCCCCCUCCUGUUCCUCAUUGGACAAAGGUUUGUCCCGUAUUCUCCUCGCUGGCUUCUCUCCCAAGGGCGUCGUGAUGAAGCCUUCUCCGUUUUAUGCAACUUGCACAAAACCAAAAGUGACCCUCAUAAUAUCCGGGCUCGCGAGGAAUUCUAUCUCAUCGAGAAGCAAUAUGAAAUGGAUGCUAGCCUUCCAAACGGCUGGUUCGAACUCUUUCGUACCCCAUCAAACAGGAAGCGAGCUCUUAUGGGAUUUCUUUUAAUGUUCGGAAAUCAGUUUUUGGGAGUUUACGUGAUGGCGAACUAUGGGGUACUGAUCUAUGCACAACUUGGUGAAGGCGGCUCCAUCCCUCUUCUGCUGAAUGCCUGCUGGACCACACUUACUAUCAGUCUGUGGUUUGUUAAGACGAAGUUUGACAGAUUUAGCUACGUGUCAGAGAUUUUCCCCAACCAUCUCCGAUCUGCUGGUGUUGCUCUCGGUCUAGCAUCCUUUUAUCUUGCAUCUGAGGUCACACUUGUUGCAGCUCCAAUUGCCAUGAACAAAAUUGGAUGGAAGUUCUACCUUGUUUUGAUCUGUCCCAGCUUCUUCUACAUCAUCGUAAUGUAUUUCCUGUUUCCAGAGACUAAAGGAAGGACACUGGAGGAAAUUGGAGCAUUGUUUGGCGAUACACAUGUCGCAAACAAGUGGUACGAUCUCAGCCCUGAGGAACGGGCCAAGAUCCACGAAAAAGCACUGCAUCUCAACGAAAGUGGAAAAUAUGACGAUGAGAACGUGGUGUCGGACAACAAAGCUAUCGAUGAUGUUAAAGGAUCUGCCGUACAACAGAUCGAUAGAGCAAACUAG
Messenger RNA from Verruconis gallopava, 1428 nucleotides. RefSeq lists its product as uncharacterized. The transcript has 5 exons. Gene Ontology annotation, biological process: transmembrane transport; carbohydrate transport. Bases 1 to 1428 code for a protein of 475 amino acids. Gene Ontology annotation, molecular function: carbohydrate:proton symporter activity. NCBI's taxonomy places the organism in Eukaryota, Fungi, Ascomycota, Dothideomycetes, Venturiales, Sympoventuriaceae. Gene Ontology annotation, cellular component: membrane. The record is from RefSeq and is a predicted model, not a curated record.